Pteropus alecto (black flying fox) is the source of this 1030-nucleotide messenger RNA. RefSeq names its product heme binding protein 2 (gene HEBP2). The record is from RefSeq and is a predicted model, not a curated record. Bases 48 to 665 code for a protein of 205 amino acids. The transcript is spliced from 4 exons. Gene Ontology annotation, cellular component: cytoplasm. NCBI's taxonomy places the organism in Eukaryota, Metazoa, Chordata, Mammalia, Chiroptera, Pteropodidae.
CUUGGAGCCGCUCGCCAGGCUCUUUCCCGGGAUCGUCGGCGCCACCCAUGGCCGAUGUGCUCGAGCCAGACCCCGGCAUAGCCGAGGGCGCAGCGGCCCAAGACUUGGAGACGCCGGGCUGGAAGACCCCGGGGGACGCGGACUCCCAACCCGGAAGUUACGAGAUCCGACACUAUGGACCGGCCAAGUGGGUCAGCACCUCCGUUGAGUCAAUGGACUGGGAUUCCGCCAUCCAGACUGGCUUUACCAGGCUGAACAGCUACAUUCAAGGCAACAACGAGAAAGAGAUGAAAAUAAAGAUGACUGCUCCAGUGACAAGCUAUGUGAAGCCGGGUUCAGGUCCUUUUAGCGAGUCUACCAUUACCAUUUCCCUGUAUAUCCCCUCUGAGCAGCAAUCUGAUCCACCCAGGCCUUCAGAGUCAGAUGUCUUCAUUGAAGACAGAGCUGAAAUGACUGUGUUUGUACGGUCUUUCGAUGGAUUCUCUAGUGCCCAAAAGAAUCAAGAACAACUUUUGACAUUAGCAAGCGCUUUGAGGGAAGAAGGAAAAGUUUUCGAUGAAAAGGUUUACUACACUGCUGGCUACAACAGUCCUUUCAACUUGCUUAAUAGAAACAAUGAAGUGUGGCUGAUUCAGAAAAAUGAACCCUCCAAAGAAAAUGAAUGAGAAAAUCAAAGUUAGUUGUAUCACCAGGGGCUAAACUUCUGUUUAAUACAAAUAUCAGCACUACCUGAAAGUAAAAUGUAUGUCUAGUAUCUUCUACCUGAGAGUACUAUUUUGGAUUAAGCUUUUUCCAAUGUGCCUUUUUAAAGCUUUAUCUAGAUACACACAUAAUGGAGGACUAUAUUCUAUAAAUGCGUAAAGCGAUCAUAACCUUGGUAGUCUUUAGUUUUAUGUGGCUCUAGGGAAAUGUCAUAUUACUUCCCCUUCAUUGUAUGUAUUACAAUCAUAUUUCCUUUUUCCACUUGGAUUUCUGUCAGUCGGAUAUUAACCCCUCCAGGUAUUAUCAAUAAAAAUGUUAAAAAGAUUUA